AUGGCUGUAGCUGUGUGGCAAAACUGCAGCAGGAAGUGCAAGGGCCUCAGAAAGGGGCGCCUCGCACUUCUCAAUGGGCCUGGGCCCUGGCCACAGUUCGUCUCACAAAGCCCCAAACUGGCGGCCCUCUGGGUGCUGCUCGUCAUCUGGCUCCUGUACAUGCUCUGCUUCACCGGCAGUGCCAAGCCCAGGAGCCAGAAGCUGACGGCGCAGCCGACGCGCACUCAGACGAUGGCGUUCUCUCUGGCAGGGAAAGUGGCAGAGCUCAAUCUUGCGCAGUAUGACCCGGAGCUGCUGAGACUAGCUGUGCGCCAGGCUGUCAACCCCGCCGAGGCAGCCUCGCACCUGCGAGAGAUUCAGGCGGAGGACAGCACAACGGAGUUUGGCAGCUUGAUGGGGAAGGUUCAGGGCAUUGUGUGGGAUCUGUCGCAUGCCAAGAGCACCGUGGACUGCGUCUGGGACCCCACGCUGCAUCUUGGGUCGCUCGGGAAACGCGACAACGGCGGAUUAGAGCGGUACCUAAUAGCGGCAAACAUGCACAACAACGAGGAUGUCCUGCCGCACUUCAUCAUUCAGCUGGUGCACCUGUUUGCCGUGCUGCCGCCCGAGACAGCCUUCCUCUCCAUCUACGAGAGCGGCAGCACUGACAGCACAGGGGCGUGGCUGGAGGUGCUUCAGCAUUUACUGGCGGCGAUGCAGAUACCGCACAGAAUAGUGAUAGGGGGGAGCCUGACGCGGGCGAAGGAUGAGGGGCGAAUAGAGUUUCUGGCGCAGGCGCGCAACCGGGCACUGGAGCCGCUGUGGCUCAACGGCAGCCUGCCAACAUCCACCUCCCUUCUGCUGCCCCACGAUCCCGAGGCACGCCCCCUCCACAGGGUGGUGGACCGCAAGCUGAGCGCGUGGGGUCUGCCGAGCGGCAAGGCACGCGCCAAGCCCAUGUGGCCGGCCGAGCGCGUGGUGUUUUUGAACGACGUCUUCUUCUGCGCGCGCGAUGUGGUGCGGCUGCUGCAGCACCGCGCCGACAUGGCCUGCGGCAUGGACUUCGACCGGCCCAAACUCGAGGAGAUGCCCUGGCAGUUCCAGCGGCGGAGGUUUGCUGAGUACUGGGCGCGCAAUUGGGUGCCCACGUGGCUGGGCAUGCAGCUGAGCCGCAUCGGCCCCAUCCUGUUCAGCUGGCGCGACCGCCCCGCCAUCAAAGAAGCCUUCAAGGCGGAGUCCCCGAUGGAGUUCUAUGACAUCUGGGUGGCGCGCGAUUCGGACGGCAACCUGUUCCUGAAGGAGACCCCGUACGUUACGGACCCCUACUCCCUGGACCGUAUCGCCCGCGGCCUCCCCUUCCCCGUAAAGUGCUGCUGGAACGGGCUCGUGGUCCUCAACUCCGCACCCUUCCUGCGCCACAACGUCCGCGUCAGGGGUCACAAGAAGGGCGAGUGCGCGGCCUCGGAGUGCUCGCUGCUGUGCAACGAUUUCCUCCGGCUGGGCUACUCCAAAUUCGUGGUCGACCCCAACGUGCGCCUGGCGUACACCCACCGGGACGCGGGCGAUGUCCACAAAAAAGAAUUUGUGCGCGGGAUUCGAACCACCGACUGGGCCGACGUGCAGUCAUCCGCGCCCAUUGACUGGUCGCUCACACCCCACCGCCCUUACUACAAGUGUUGUGGGCUGCCGCCGGGGCACGACAUGAUAGAGUUCGACAAGGACUGCAAGUGGGACAAUUUCAUGUCGCCCAACUUCACCUCCGCUCGCCCGUACGCCCGUACGCAGAAGCCCUGGCCCGUAGAUACGGACCGCGCCCCGCAGAAGGAGUGGCCCGUAGCGUUCCGCGGCGAACGCCGAUAGGAGGAGAGGCCCCGCCGGGGGGGUACCUCCUCCCUUGGGUAUAACCCUGCUGGGGGGUUUUAAUGACAC
Molecule: messenger RNA, 1908 nt
Organism: Coccomyxa subellipsoidea C-169
Lineage: Eukaryota; Viridiplantae; Chlorophyta; Trebouxiophyceae; Coccomyxaceae
Exons: 11
Coding region: 1-1839 (612 amino acids)
Source: RefSeq, a predicted model, not a curated record